AAUAAUAAAUUGGAAAAGUUAGGCAGCAAAAACAUGAGCUCAAAAGCCAGGUAGAGUGAGAUAACAAAGAGAGAGAAAGAUAGAGAGGGAGAGAGAGAGAGAGAGAGAGAGAGAGACGGAAGGGAGGUAGGGAGAGAGGGAGAGAGGUUUGUUCAUAAAGUUAGGAAUUUUGCAAAUGUCACAAGAUUCUCAGGAGAUAAAGACGAUUGAGCAGUGGAGAUGGUCCGAAAUGCAAGGCCUUGAGCUCGUGUCAGCUCCUGCUCCUGCUCUUCCUGACCCAUUUAAAACCAACAACAACCACCCAUCACCAACGCCAACACAACAACCUACAACACCAUUAGCCACACCCCCGAGAGUGGAACAACAAGACCAAGAAGAAGCUCAAAAGCCUCCUAGCAGAGCACACAGAACAGAAGCAAUGGAGAGCUCCGAACCCACAAGGGACGCCGGCGGUGGUGGUGGUAGUGGUGGAACUAGUAGUGGCAGUGGGGAAAAGCCCGAGGUUUUUCCUGCAGUUGGGUUUGGAGAGCUUUUCAGAUUCGCUGAUGGGUUGGAUUAUGUUCUCAUGACAAUUGGGUCGCUUGGAGCAAUUGUACAUGGCUGCUCUUUGCCUCUGUUUCUUCGCUUCUUCGCCGAUCUCGUUAAUUCGUUCGGUUCCAAUGCCAAUAAUAUGGAUAAGAUGAUGCAUGAAGUUUUGAAGUAUGCCUUUUAUUUUCUUGUGGUUGGAGCUGCAAUAUGGGCGUCCUCAUGGGCCGAAAUAUCAUGUUGGAUGUGGACCGGAGAACGGCAAUCGACGAAGAUGAGGAUCAAAUUCCUUGAAGCCGCUUUGAACCAGGACAUUCAGUACUUCGAUACAGAGGUCCGAACCUCCGACGUUGUUUUCGCCAUUAAUACCGACGCAGUGAUGGUCCAAGACGCCAUUAGCGAGAAGUUGGGGAAUUUCAUUCACUAUAUGGCUACUUUUGUAUCCGGUUUCGUGGUGGGUUUUACUGCAGUGUGGCAAUUAGCUCUGGUAACACUUGCUGUUGUUCCUCUCAUCGCCGUAAUUGGAGGCACCCUUACUGCCACAUUAGCUAAGCUCUCUGCCAAGAGCCAGGAUGCUCUGUCUAAGGCAGGAAACGUUGUCGAACAGACGGUGGUUCAAAUUCGUGUUGUGUACGCGUUCGUCGGAGAAUCAAGAGCAUUACAAGCCUAUUCCUCAGCUUUGAAGGUUGCUCAGAGAAUUGGUUACAAGAGCGGAUUUGCAAAGGGAGCUGGACUUGGCGCAACUUACUUUGUGGUUUUCUGCUGCUAUGCGCUUCUUCUCUGGUAUGGGGGUUAUCUGGUUAGGCACCACUACACCAAUGGAGGACUUGCUCUAGCCACCAUGUUCGCUGUCAUGAUUGGUGGGCUUGCCUUGGGUCAGUCUGCCCCAAGCAUGGGUGCAUUUGCCAAGGCUAGAGUUGCAGCUGCUAAAAUUCACCGUAUAAUUGAUCACAAACCGGGCAUAGACCGAAACAGUGAAUCAGGCACCGAACUAGAGUCCGUAACUGGAUUAGUGGAGCUAAAAAAUGUGGACUUUGCCUACCCGUCGAGGCCGGAGGUUCGGAUCCUUAACAAUUUCACUUUGAAUGUACCGGCCGGAAAGACCAUAGCUUUGGUUGGCAGCAGUGGCUCUGGUAAGAGCACUGUUGUCUCCCUUAUUGAGAGAUUCUAUGACCCUAUCUCAGGAGAAGUUCUGCUUGAUGGGCAUGACAUAAAGACAUUAAAACUGAGAUGGCUAAGGCAGCAAAUUGGUCUUGUGAGCCAAGAACCUGCUCUGUUUGCUACCACCAUCAAGGAAAACAUACUCUUGGGUAGGCCUGAUGCAGACCAAGUGGAAAUUGAAGAAGCUGCAAGAGUUGCAAAUGCUCAUUCAUUUAUUAUCAAGCUUACUGAAGGCUUUGACACUCAGGUAGGAGAGAGAGGAUUGCAGCUUUCAGGAGGACAGAAGCAGAGGAUAGCUAUAGCAAGGGCUAUGCUAAAAAACCCAGCAAUUCUUCUCUUAGAUGAGGCAACAAGUGCAUUGGACUCUGAGUCAGAGAAGUUGGUGCAAGAGGCUCUUGACAGAUUCAUGAUUGGAAGGACAACUCUUGUCAUUGCUCAUCGUCUCUCAACCAUUCGAAAGGCUGACCUCGUAGCUGUACUCCACCAGGGGACUGUUUCUGAAAUUGGAACCCAUGAUGAACUCAUUUCUAAAGGUGAAAAUGGUAUGUAUGCCAAGCUCAUACGAAUGCAGGAGAUGGCACAUGAAACUGCUCUCAACAAUGCCAGAAAGAGUAGUGCAAGGCCCUCUAGUGCCAGAAACUCUGUGAGCUCACCAAUAAUUGCCCGAAAUUCCUCAUAUGGUCGAUCACCAUACUCACGCCGUCUAUCUGACUUCUCAACCUCUGAUUUUAGCCUCUCCCUUGAUGCCUCAUACCCAAACUACCGCCUCGAAAAGCUUGGUUUCAAAGAGCAAGCUAGUUCUUUCUGGCGGCUUGCAAAAAUGAAUUCUCCUGAAUGGGUAUAUGCUUUGGUUGGUUCAAUUGGUUCUGUUGUUUGUGGUUCCCUUAGUGCCUUCUUUGCAUAUGUUUUAAGUGCAGUCCUUAGCAUCUACUACAAUCCCAAUCAUGCUUACAUGAGCAGAGAAAUUGAAAAGUACUGUUAUUUGUUAAUUGGGCUUUCAUCGGCUGCACUUCUUUUCAACACACUUCAGCAUUUCUUCUGGGAUAUAGUGGGAGAGAACCUUACGAAACGGGUGAGGGAGAAAAUGUUGGGAGCAGUGUUGAAAAAUGAAAUGGCAUGGUUUGACCAGGAGGAAAAUGAGAGUGCUAGGAUUGCAGCAAGGCUAGCUCUUGAUGCCAACAAUGUCAGAUCUGCCAUUGGGGACAGGAUUUCAGUGAUUGUGCAGAACACAGCUCUCAUGUUAGUUGCUUGCACUGCUGGGUUUGUUCUGCAGUGGCGCCUUGCACUUGUUCUCAUCGCCGUCUUCCCUGUGGUUGUCGCUGCCACAGUUUUGCAGAAAAUGUUUAUGAAUGGAUUCUCUGGAGACCUUGAGGCUGCUCAUGGCAAGGCCACACAACUAGCUGGGGAGGCCAUAGCAAAUGUAAGGACUGUUGCUGCCUUCAAUUCAGAGGGAAAGAUAGUCGGUCUUUUCGCCUCCAACCUUCAGGCUCCCCUUCGCCGCUGCUUUUGGAAGGGUCAGAUUGCUGGAAGUGGCUUUGGGAUAGCUCAGUUCUCACUUUAUGCUUCCUAUGCUCUAGGUCUUUGGUAUGCCUCAUGGCUUGUAAAACAUGGGAUCUCUGAUUUCUCCAAAACUAUAAGAGUUUUCAUGGUCCUCAUGGUAUCUGCCAAUGGUGCGGCCGAAACACUAACCCUGGCUCCUGACUUCAUCAAAGGUGGUCGAGCCAUGCGAUCGGUCUUUGAACUCCUUGACCGCAAAACUGAAAUCGAACCUGAUGAUCCAGAUGCGACCACAGUUCCUGACCGCCUGCGUGGUGAAGUUGAAUUCAAGCACAUAGACUUCUCUUAUCCUACUCGCCCCGAUGUCCCUGUUUUCCGUGACCUCUCUCUGCGUGCUCGAGCAGGAAAAACUCUUGCACUUGUUGGUCCUAGUGGAUGUGGCAAGAGCUCAGUUAUAUCAUUGGUACAGCGAUUCUAUGACCCAACAUCAGGACGGAUUAUGAUUGAUGGAAAGGAUAUUCGGAAAUACAAUCUCAAAUCCCUCAGAAGGCACAUUGCUGUGGUUCCUCAGGAACCGUGCCUUUUUGCUACUUCCAUUUAUGAGAACAUUGCUUAUGGUCAUGAGUCAGCAUCUGAGGCCGAAAUCAUAGAAGCUGCAACUUUAGCUAAUGCUCACAAGUUCAUUUCUGGAUUGCCUGAUGGAUAUAAAACAUUUGUUGGGGAGAGAGGAGUUCAAUUAUCUGGAGGACAGAAACAAAGAAUUGCAAUUGCUCGUGCUUUAGUAAGGAAGGCAGAGCUUAUGCUGCUUGAUGAGGCAACAAGUGCACUCGAUGCUGAGUCUGAAAGAUCUGUUCAGGAGGCUCUAGAGCGCGCAUGUUCUGGGAAAACUACGAUUGUCGUAGCACACAGAUUGUCAACCAUUCGGAAUGCACAUAUCAUUGCAGUGAUUGAUGAUGAGAAGGUGGCAGAGCAAGGAUCGCACUCCCAUCUUCUAAAAAAUUACCCUGAUGGGUGUUAUGCACGAAUGAUACAGCUGCAAAGGUUCACACAUAGCCAAGUCAUUGGAAUGGCUUCAGGUUCAACUUCUUCAGCAAAACCUAGAGAAGAUGAGGACAGAGAAAGCAAGUAAUUAAGGUGAAAAAGAAAUACAAGUAAAGAGGAGUAUAUCCCAUAUACCCCCUUGUUAUUUUUUUGGCUUUUUUUUUUUCUUUUUUUCUUUUUUUUUUUUUUGUUUUGUUUUGGUUUUUCACUAUUUUGGUAUAGUAUGUUUAUUAUCCUUUUUUUUCUUUUUUACCACAUAUGUUCUAUCUUUACGAAUCUUCUUCUGGAAAAAAUGAUAAUGACCAAUACUUGAGAUUGAAGUAGAUAAUAACACGUAGAUAUUAACACCUCUCUUUGCAUUAUGUUUUGUCUCGCCCCAUGCUUUAAAUAUAGUAUAAUGUGGAUGUAAAGAUACCCAAUAUUCGGUCAUAAAUGAGAAAAAAUUGCUAUCCAGACAGGCACUUUCCAACAUGGUACACAGCUUGGCCUGUGAAAGUGAAAACCUAAAAUGUGUCAGAAUCCAAACUUCCAAUUGCCCUUUAAAACGUGCAUGGACCAUUAGAUAUCCACAUAGAAAUGUCCCUGUAAUUCCACUAUCAUGGCGAUAAAGUGUGUUAGAAUUCCAUCGCUUUCAAACACUGAUUGCAUGGAAAUGGUGGCCGAAUAUCAUGUUGGACUGCUGACUAAAUGUUAUGCAUCACGGUGGGAAACUUUAACAACAUGAUUGAUUUCAAGGCAAAGUUGAAACGGCCUGGUCUUGAUCAUGACGAUGAUCCAUUGAUCUUGAUCUCAAAUGGGUAAUGCAUAUUUAUAUUUAUGAGAGAGAGAGGUUUUGUGGGGAACGACACUAUUGAGUGAAAAGUUCACGUGGUGGUUGCACAUGUGCAUAAGUUAUAAAGACAGAGCAAUGGGGGGAAGAUAAUUGAAUAAAGAUGAAAACGGACAGAGACCCAAGAGGUGGAGAGAAUUGAAGACGACAAACCAGUGGCUCUGGUGAUGGACAAAGCAUGAUCGAAAAGGGUGGGUUAAAAUGGUUUGGAAAAUGACAUGGAGAUUAUGGUGUUUGAUUUAGGGGGUGCCGUGGAAGCAAGUGGGUCACACCUAAUCUCUUUGUUCCUCAUAAAGUAAAAAUACCAAGGAUGUCAGUCAUUGGCCACCAUUGGCUUAAUGGUUUUUUCAUCUUGUGUGUUGUGACCAGCCUCAUCCUUGUUUUGUAAUAUGCCAAUAUCUUUGGAGAAUUGGAGCCUCAUUAUUUUCUUGUUUAGAAUAAAAAUAAAAAAAUAAAAAAAAUUACUUAUUUAUAAUGGAAAAAAUGCAAAAGAUGAAAACCAAGUAGAUAAAACAGGAGUGCCUGAAGCAUACGAUUAUAUCAUCCCGCUACAAACAAUGUAAUUAAGAACUUGGACCAAAAAUAGCCCCCCAAAAAAAAAGAAAAAAAGCGGAUUCUGAGGUAAACCAAAAAUUGAGAACUUCACAAAUAAUAGUAAUAAUAAUAAACAACGGACUAACCCAAAACAAUAAAAUAAAUAAUUGAAUGAAUAAAUUAUAUGUCAAACUAAAAGAUUUUUACAUUUUAGAAGUCAAGACAAAAGCAGCGGCAACAGGUUAGAUGAAACAAACCAAGAGAGAACAUUAUAAGAGCAGAGUAACGCGCAAGGCACUGAUCCUUAAAACGAUGGGAAAAACAGAAACUUAUGAAAGCUUCUAUGUUGGCCCGUCAGUCAUCUUUGUGAUGUUAUGGCUUUAAGUUACCUUGGUGGUCCGGCUAGAAACAAUGACAUGAUCGUUGAUAGAUAAAAGUGUAAGUUACACGUCAAAGAAAAACACGCAAUUGUGACUUUCGAUUCUAUACCGUACCAUCAUCACAUUUAUCGCACCACUCACAUCAUCAACUAUAAUUCACCAAAAAAAUAAUAAUAAUAAUAAACGAAUAAAAUUCAAAUAUUAACUUCUGCAAUAUCAUUACUUUUUUUUAGGCUCAUAUUGUUUGUUAAGAUCAAUUUAAUAUGACAACAAUUAGGUGUCCUCUCUCCUCGGCACAUUUUUAUAAUUAAAAUUGAUUUUUUUUUAAUAAAUAUUUCUUUUAACUAUGUUGCAUAAAUAUUUCUUUCAAAAAAAUUAGUAACCUACACUGCAUAUCAAAUUUAAAUACCCUCAUCAAUUUGUCAACAACUAGGUGUCCUCUCUCCUCGGCACAUUUUUAUAAUUAAAAUUGAUUUUUUUUUAAUAAAUAUUUCUUUUAACUAUGUUGCAUAAAUAUUUCUUUCCAAAAAAUUAGUAACCUACACUGCAUAUCAAAUUUAAAUACCCUCAUCAAUUUGUCAACAACUAGGUGUCCUCUCUCCUCGGCACAUUUUUAUAAUUAAAAUUGAUUUUUUUUUAAUAAAUAUUUCUUUUAACUAUGUUGCAUAAAUAUUUCUUUCCAAAAAAUUAGUAACCUACACUGCAUAUCAAAUUUAAAUACCCUCAUCAAUUUGUCAACAACUAGGUGUCCUCUCUCCUCGGCACAUUUUUAUAAUUAAAAUUGAUUUUUUUUUUAAUAAAUAUUUCUUUUAACUAUGUUGCAUAAAUAUUUCCUUCCAAAAAAUUAGUAACCUACACUGCAUAUCAAAUUUAAAUACCCUCAUCAAUUUGUCAACAACUAACCGCAAAACUAUCCAAUGAUAAAAUUUAAAUUUAAGUAUGUGUCAUUUUGGGCCUUUCUUAUUAUGGGACCAAUCAAAAGCUUUUGGGGGAAUUUCGCCCAAUAGCCCUGUUUGAAUGAGGCUAAUAAAAUCUACCCACGUUGUCUUAAAAUUUUUUGUUUUACCUUCUUACUUUUUGAUAUUCCUAAAUUAUCCUUAGAAAUAAAAAUUAAAAUGAGAAGCUAUUGCAUUUUUUUUCUGAAAGCGGAGUACGAAGAAAAAGAGGAAGAGAAAAAGCGGAAGAGAAAGUGAGAGAGAACGGUGAAACGGCUUGGGACGAACGGAGAGUUCUUCAAGAAUAGUAAUCGGAUCAACUUUUCUUCUCUUUGUUUUUAUUUUUCCUUUUGUUUUCGAAACCAUCAAUUCAUAAGAAUAUAUAAAACGAAAAUAAUAUACAUGAUCAGUAAUCACCGACAUGGUUGAAAGCCUAGUAAUCAGACAACUGGCCUCUUUCCUUUAAAUGAUUCAACUUCGGAAGGCCAAAAAUCAAAUUGCAAAGCAAAAGAUCCACAGCCGAAAGUAAAAGCAAAACUGUGGUAGCAGGAACUAUUGAGCAAUGUCAAUUUUUCCAUUGUUGUAUCCCAGUUGUUGCUCCAUCUCCCAUUCGGUUCAGUUUAUCCUAUUUGGCUUUUAAAGUUGUGGAUCGGCUCAUUACUCAUUGCAACCAAAGUUACAAAAGAAUCGGUGGGCAUAGUAAGUAGACCCAAAAAAAAAAAGCCCCAGCCAAUGGUUUUUAUUUAUUUAUUUCUUUUUUUUUUUUUACUCGAAUUUUCUAGUAAAAAAUGAAAGAAAAAUUGCUCUCCAGAACCCCCAAAAAAAAAAACGGAAAAAAAAAGAAAAAAUUUGUUGCUUAUCUUCUGGUCUGCCAAAAAAAAAAAAAAAAAAGAAAAAAAAAGAAAAAAAAAAAGCUAGACCUUUGUUAUUGGGAUUUGAUAGUUCCAAACAUUGGUAAAUUCUUGAGCUCCCAUGCGACUCUUUCUUGGCUUUCAAGAGAAAUUAAUUACAUUUUUCAUUAGUUUUUUAUCUUCAAAGUUCAAUGGGAUUGUGUAUGGGUUUGGGAAGAAGAAAGAAGGAAAGCAUUGCAGGGAUUGUGCUUCUCGGGGAAGGAGGAAAGAAAAAAGUAAUAUUUUAUUUUAAUGAAGGGUAAAAUAGGAACAGAAGGGCAGAUAUAAAAAAUUUGAAAGAGAAGGGGCAUAUUUCAUUAGCCACCUAUUUUGGUGCCUAAUUAUAUAUGGAUGAUAUUGGAAGAAAUACCAUAAGUUGAUAAGUACAGCCCAGAAUUCAGCCCAAAAAAAGACAGGUAGAGCCCAGAUUCUUCUACAACAGUAAAAACAAAAAAACCAAAAAACAAAAA
Ziziphus jujuba (common jujube) is the source of this 8262-nucleotide messenger RNA. RefSeq names its product ABC transporter B family member 1. NCBI's taxonomy places the organism in Eukaryota, Viridiplantae, Streptophyta, Magnoliopsida, Rosales, Rhamnaceae. Gene Ontology annotation, molecular function: ABC-type transporter activity; ATP hydrolysis activity; ATP binding. Gene Ontology annotation, cellular component: membrane. The transcript is spliced from 10 exons. The record is from RefSeq and is a predicted model, not a curated record. Gene Ontology annotation, biological process: transmembrane transport. The coding region runs from base 176 to 4312 and encodes 1378 amino acids.